Molecule: messenger RNA, 2546 nt
Organism: Oryzias melastigma (Indian medaka)
Lineage: Eukaryota; Metazoa; Chordata; Actinopteri; Beloniformes; Adrianichthyidae
Product: neuronal membrane glycoprotein M6-b
Biological process (GO): central nervous system myelination; axon development
Cellular component (GO): plasma membrane; myelin sheath
Molecular function (GO): structural constituent of myelin sheath
Source: RefSeq, a predicted model, not a curated record
GCAUUAACGCGCCAAGGAGACCGCUUUCUGCUGCAUCCAUGGACGGAACAAAGCCGGUGAUGGAGUCCAGCGCCGAGGAGGCUCAGGAUGAGGGGCAGGAGAGUAAAGGAUGCUUCGAGUGCUGCAUCAAGUGUCUGGGGAGGGUGCCCUACCCCUCGCUGGUGGCCACCAUCCUCUGCUUCUGCGGUGUGGCUCUGUUCUGCGGCUGUGGUCACGUGGCACUGACCAGCACCCUCACCAUGCUGGAGAACCACUUCUCCACGGUCACCACCGACCAUGCCACCCUCACCGCCGUGAUCCAGGUCUUUCAGUACAUCAUCUACGGCAUCGCCUCCUUCUUCUUCUUGUACGCCAUCAUCCUGCUGGCUGAGGGCUUCUACACCACUGGGACCAUCAAGAAGGAACUGCAGAGCGACUUCAAGACGACCGUCUGCGGGCGCUGCCUCACCGCCUUCUUCAUGGUUCUGACCUACAUCCUGGCGCUGGCGUUCCUGGCCAUCUUCUGCUUCACGGCCAUCCCGGUCUUCGUCUUCUUUAACAUGUGGAACACCUGCGCCGGCCUCAGGUCUCCGGACUCCAACAUCACCUUCCCCGACUCCGUCUGCGUGGACGUCAGGCAGUACGGUGUCAUCCCAAUGAACGCCACUCCAGGAAAAGCUUGUGGAACCACACUGGUGGACGUCUGUAACACCAGCGAGUUCUACCUCUCCUACCACCUCUACAUCGUGGCGUUGGCUGGCGCCGGAGCCACAGUCAUCGCACUGCUCCACUUCCUGAUGAUCCUAGCGGCCAACUGGGCCUAUCUGAAGAGCGCGGCGUCCACGCACGACUACCAGGACAUCAAGACCAAGGACGACCAGGAUCUGGAGGCCGAAGCUCGCUCCAAGGAGGGCCAGAACUCCUCCUCCUACUCAUAAGGACAGGAGAUCCUGCCCUGCCAUCGCCCGCUUCCUCUCCACACCUCCACUCCUAACACCCAGUAACAUCCAGAGCUGUUCCUCACUCCGAUAAAACCAUCUCGGUCAUGUUUGAUGGCCCGCCAACGCCCUGACUCUCCAUCCUCUUCGCCUUUCCGGGGUGCCAACCUGAGAAAGGUGCACGCCCCAGGGGGGAGGAGCAUUGAGGGUCAGGCGGCGAGCCUGGACGGAGGCGGGAGAGCACGCCUGCCCGCCCGCUGGGGCGGGGAGCGGCUUCCCCCCCGCGCUCUGGGCGGCUCGUGAAGGUGGCCCGGCUUUGAGGCCCCUCGCCGCCUCUUAAAAAAAAAAGUGAAACCAUCUUUGUCCUCCGUCCGCUCCGGCUCGGGGAAGACGGGCAGCGACCAACUUCCUUCGUUUUUGGUGUUUUAUAUGCAUAUAUAUAUGAAUAUGAAUAUAUAGUGUGAAUGUGAAUGAAAGUUGUUGUUUUCUUUUUUAAAUUACUCUCUGAAAGGAAUGCCAGCUUUGUUUUUUGGGAUCAAACCUUCUUUCCUUCCUUUCCUCAUCUUGAUUUUUUAAUUGCUAAUUUUCCAGUUAUUGUUGCACUAUUGAAGAAUUUAAACAAAGGGGUGGAGCAAAAAGACUCCCCAGAUCUCGAAGAAAUUUAAAAAAUCUGAGGAGUUAUUGUACAUUUUCAUACUCUGUUUUACUGCCAAAUAGUGGUCUGGCCCCGCACCCUCCCCAAUUGGUUUGGAUCAGGUGUAAUGAUCGGAGGGGGGCGGUAGUUUCUGGCGUCUGAGCAGAUCUGAUCCCGGACGAGCCCCCAGCGGUGAAUGAAUUUCACCUGUAAAUAGCCGAUUGAGCUCCACGAGGGGAUGCAGCUCUCAUUAUUUUUCCACCGAUAAAUGUACCUUUUGAGAUAUGUGUUUAGCACUCCAAUACUAGUUCUGCAUUUGCUACGCUAAUUGUAACGUAAGAUCUUGAGCGGUUUGUGGUGGGGGGCCCGUGCAGUGAUGAUGGAUGUGUUUUCAUGAGAUUGGUGUUCUAGGCAGCUGGGUGCUUGUGGUUCAGUGGUUUGAUGGAAAAUGUUUUUCUCAUUUUUGGACGAUUUUUUUUUUUUCCCACGCCUCUCCCUCUCCCGCAGAGACCGUUUGGAUGUUUACACUGAAAAACAAAGUCAGGAAUUUUCGUACAUUCGUUUUCUAAGCUAUCUUCUGUGCGCGAGGGGAGGUGGUGGGAGGAGCUUGUGGUGAGGUGAAGCAUGUCGGUAUCCGUGUCCGUGUGUGUUCUGUUCCGUGCUUUGCUGCAGGUGCUGUGAUGGCCGAACCCACUUCCUUUUGAGGCAAUGAUGCGUGUCGUUUCCUCCUUAUUUGCAUGAAGGAGACAUGACUGUCUUUGCAGUUUUCAGGUGAUGUGUCGUCGUUUGUACUGACAACUAUGGUCGGCGGUGUUUGCCCCUCCCCCUCCCCACCUUUUCUAAGGAAACUCCAUUGUACUUGGAUGCCAUCGUAGUCCCUUUAGGUGUUUCAUUAUUGUUUGAUUUUUUUAAGUUGGAAAAUAGUUCUAUAACUCCUAUAUAGUGAUGAUUUUUGUAACCUUCUCUAGUAAAACCGAUAUUUUUUAUUAUCGUGA